GUUAUAAAUACUUAGCAUUAUACUUAUUGAUAAAGUUUGAAAAUUAAUUCUUAUAUUAGUGUUUAAACAUAACGACUGUGUACAUCUAUGUAAACUUUAUGAUUAAUUGAAUUAAGCUUACUAUCACCGGUAGCGCGUAAAAAUUUAACCAGGCCUAGGCUCCGUGGGUUUGUGAUAAAGGAAAGUCUCUGCACACGAUUUUAAGACAAAACUUUUACUAGGCUAGGCAUCCUAAACUUAUAGACUGUUUUAUAGUUUGCUAAAUUAUCACCAGACGUUAUGAUAAUAAUUAAUUAAGUUACAUUCUAGAGUAUCCAACAGAUAAGCUUUUCGAAAAGUUAUUCUAACGUAAUGGGAGAAAAGGAAGGAAUUAUUAGUAGGAGAGGACUUGUUAAGAAACAUGCAGCUUUGGAUUAUGAGGUUUGGAAAUGGAAGACCAGGUUAGAGGAACAAAAUGGUUCUCAAAGAGUCACAAAAAAUGAAGUACAGGCCUACGCUUUGGAAUCUUACAAGUUAGCUGGAAUUGAAAAAUUUAAGGCAAGUGACGGAUGGUACAGAAGGUGGCGGCAAAGAUGGAAAAGCUCUGAUACAAAUAUAAACAAUGACAAAACUCCAAUUGAAGUGGAUGAAGAAAAUGAAACAGCCUCAACAAGCACCGGAGAUAAAGUUGCAAUACAGAAAUUUCCAAAAAAAAGACAGUGCCCUGAAACUAACAAGCAAAAAACAUUUAAACUAAUGAAAAUUGAGGAAAACAACAAAAAUAACAGAAUAACAGAAAAACUUAUAAAAAAUCCUCAAUAUUCAUUUGUGUUACCAGAUGAUACCACCUCAUGCCAAUCAGAAAAAGAAGAAACACAAGUUGCGGAUGCAAAAAUAAAUAAUUUGAUAUCAGAUGAAUCUAAUCCGGAUACAUUCAUAUUAAACAUGAAUUUUGUAAAAGUUCAAAAACCCAAGAUUUCAAAAGAACUGAAUUGUAAUCCGCUAUCUCCUAACUCUUCAACUUUUAGUAAUCCAAAUACAGUCACUUCAGAACAAACAUUACCGACAAAUUCUUGUGAGAAAGAUGAAUUAUCAGGAGCAGAGAAUUGUAUAGGUGGGCCUACUACACUUGACUUUGACAAAGUUAUUGUGGUCUCGGCUGGUGAACAAGUGAGAACAAAUCUCAAUCAAGAUGAACAUGUUUACGUAAAUGGUGUAGAAAAAACAGUAGAGGUUAUUGAAAACGAUGAAGUGGAAAACUUGUGGACAUUUGUUAAUCAAUACCAAGUUGGUACGAGUUUGAUUGACGACAAUCCAGGAUGUUCUCAAGCUGACAGUGGAAUCUCUGUACCUUCAAGGGAAACUGUAGAAACAACAUCUGAUCUGCUUAUAUUGUCCUCAAUAUUUGAACAUGAUGAAAUUAAUUUCAGUGAAAAUGAUCAUGAAUUGUUUUGUGAUUCUUGCGAAGACUUCCAUCCUCGUCAAAAAAGUCCACACGUAGAUUGUAAAAAAAAGAAAGAAAUGAGAAAUAAUUUUCUGCUGAGCUGUGCUUUAGAAAAGAAAGAAUCAGUUUCUGUUGCUAGUCUGUCGUGCGUGAAUAUAAAACGUGGGAGCUUUUCAACCAACAGUAGAAUCAACACUGGAAGUUCUCAACUCAGUAAUCCCAGUGUGGUGGCGCCGAAAGGGAAACGCUAUUUACAGCAGUUUAAGAAUCAAGUAGUAAACUAUGCCUUAAAACACAGUGUAAAACUAGCAGGGGAAAAGUUCAAAGUCAAUCGAAACACCAUUGCAGAAUGGCUUGCUGAACAUAGCAGAUAUUCAGCUGAAGUGAAACAUGUUAAUCAGGUGGUUGCAAGUGAUUCAGAGUUUCUGGCUUGGCUGGAGGGAUCAAAGUUCAACCUGACUAAUGAAUUAGUAAAACAGAAAGCCUUGGAGUAUUUACACACCGUUGAUCACACCAACUGUCGGCAGAGUCGGUGGUUGUGGAUGUACGCUCACAGAUUGAAUGGUAUGGAGAGUGUUGGUGUGAAGAAGCGCUACAUUGUGUAUCCAGAAGCAUUCAAACGUGCAGUUGUGUUUCAUGCACAGACACAUUCCAACAUGGCAGCAGCACGAGUGUUUGGUGUUGCUCGUAAGCGGGUCAUUGAGUGGCAACAGAAUUUGAAUGUCGAAAUGAAAAGUGACGUUACAAAAUCAUCAAAGUCCACAAAUGCCUACAAUGUUACUGAUGGAACAGUUGAUCAACAAGUUUAUGAAUGGUUUUGUAAACAAGAGAUUACGCCUACCAGCAGAGAGGUUCGCAACAAGGCUGUAGAACUGUACCGUGUUGCCGGCCACCAGGGUAUCCAGUGUGGUGCCAACUGGUACUAUAGGUGGCGCGCACGUCACAACCUGCCAGCUUCCCGUGAUCAAUUCUGUGCCAGUGUCACUCCACUGCUGAUCUGGACACUGUCGCAGUUGGACAACAACAAAUUUGUCAGUCAGAGUGCACUAGCAGCACAGGCAGCUUCACUUGGGCUUAAAAAGAUGUCUCGGGGGUGGACAUUCAGGUUUUGCAAAAAGUACAGUGCUUUACUACAAGCUCUUCCUGCGCCAGAGACCCCUCUGCCAGUAGAACUCGAACAGCUGGUCAGCGAGUACAAGCAGAAACUGCAUGACUUAAUCAGCAGACAACAGUUGUCAGAAGACUGUAUCAUAGCCUUGGACGAGAUACCAUUGCACCUCCUGCCUAAGGACAAAGCCAAGAAACCGCUGCUAAUAAGACGGCCUGGGUUCGAGUCCUGCCAGGCGACUCUCAUGAUCUCAUGCCUGGCCAAUGGAACUCUGCUGCCAACAUUGAUUGUGUUGAAGGGGUCUGGGCCUGGUCCUAACAAUGUCAGUGAUCCACGAGUGGUAGCGUUUGUUAAUGAUACUGGACAAGUAACAGACACAGUCGUGCAAGAAUGGCUGUCUUCAGUCUGUAACAAAAAUCUGCCAGGUGCAGGAGUGGUUAUUUUGGACAGCUUUGACAAGCACAUGACCCCAUCGGUGACUGAGAGUGCAGCAUCUCACAAUGUUCACCUAGCUAUCACUCCACCCGGCUGUGCCUUCAGGCUGUUACCCAUCACACACUUGUGCCACACAUUCAAGGUUAUGUUGGAAGAGAUGUGUCAAGUGUGGUUGUCCAGUCAGACUGCUACUCUAGAGUCUCCCUCCCCUGACCAGCUGUAUCUCUGGGCUGUACGAGUGCACAGGCAUAUUGCUAAACACUAUCAGGAUAAAAUGCUGAAUGAGUUUAAAAGUGUGCUACUACAUGAAUCUAGUCAAAGCACUUGUAAUUAAGGAUUUUUUAUUUUAUCUACAACUUUUUAUUAAAACAUUUUUUAAC
This is a messenger RNA of Macrosteles quadrilineatus (aster leafhopper), 3346 nucleotides long. RefSeq lists its product as uncharacterized. The record is from RefSeq and is a predicted model, not a curated record. The transcript is spliced from 15 exons. Lineage: Eukaryota; Metazoa; Arthropoda; Insecta; Hemiptera; Cicadellidae. Bases 352 to 3300 code for a protein of 982 amino acids. Gene Ontology annotation, molecular function: sequence-specific DNA binding. Gene Ontology annotation, cellular component: nucleus.